UGUCACCUUCACAUGGAAUCCAAUUCCCAUCAUCUACUGCAUUUUCUUGUCAUUUCAGAAAAAUUGAGUACAGAAAAUGGCAUUCUUCAUGUUAAGUCACUUUGAAAAUGCACACACGCUUACGUUGUUACUUGAGCUUGUCAUGUAAGACUAUGAGCAAUAUGGGUUCGAAUGAUGAUAAGUUGGCUGGUAAAGGAAAGGCCGUAGCUAAAGAUGAAGAUGAUGGCAUUGUUUAUGUCAAAUUUUCAAUCAAAGGCUUGGAUGGAAGAGAGUUGUUUUUCAAAGUGAACCAAGAUAAGUUUUUGGUAAGAGCAUUUAGAAAAUACUGUGAAGAGAUGGAGUUGGAAUAUCAUACCAUGCACUUCAUGCUUGAUGAUGGUCAGAGGAUUAGAGGGGAACGUCAAACACCAAAAAUGUUGAAUAUUGAAAAUGGUGCGGAGAUUGUUGCUGCAAAACUUCAAACAGGAGGUGGGAGUUCAACUCUGUAAACUAAUUGCAAUUAUUAAAUGGUUUGUAUGGAGUUAUUAUUAUUAUUAUUAUUGACAAAUAUUAAUAACUAGAAUAUCACCUGAGCAGUUUUAUUUUAACUUUUAAGACAGAUUGAUGAUAUAUAUCUAUUGUUUUCAGUCAUUAUAUAUUAUUUAAAAAGUAAAUUAGCAAUAAAUAAUAUUAUUUGAUUAAAUGAA
Molecule: messenger RNA, 686 nt
Organism: Lathyrus oleraceus (garden pea)
Lineage: Eukaryota; Viridiplantae; Streptophyta; Magnoliopsida; Fabales; Fabaceae
Product: small ubiquitin-related modifier 1
Exons: 4
Coding region: 108-488 (126 amino acids)
Source: RefSeq, a predicted model, not a curated record